This is a messenger RNA of Spirodela intermedia, 2124 nucleotides long. NCBI's taxonomy places the organism in Eukaryota, Viridiplantae, Streptophyta, Magnoliopsida, Alismatales, Araceae. The record is from the annotation of a GenBank genome assembly.
AUGCAUCUGCUCCCACGAUAUCUGCGCCGGUGGCCGCCGAGCGAUCGCCGUCCCGCCUCGCUUCAUGGGACCGGGAGAAGGUACUGCAGUGGCGGCGGCGGCGGCGGCGGCGCCACUACUGUCUUCAGCUUCGGAGACAACAGCAUGGGAGCGCUGGGCCUCCCCGGUCACCUCUGCGAUGCGUACGAGCCCACCCGGAUCCCCUUCCUCCCCGCCCACGGCGUCAUCUCCAGUAUCGCCGCCGGUCACUACCACUCUCUUGCCGUGACCUCUUCGGGAGAGGUCUGGUCGUGGGGCCGGAACGACGAGGGCCAGCUCGGCCGAGGUCUCGCUACUACAAGGUCUCCUCUUUUUCUCUCACACCCUGGCUCUGCGGGCAAUACAUUUCCUAUCGUCCUGGCAUCCGCUCGGCUCUCUCGUCCCGUUGUCCCUCGUUUCGGCUCGUCCUCCUCCGAGGGUUUCUCUCACUUUCAUACAGAUUUUCACUCGAUACCAAUCAUUUCCUUCACAUGGAAUUUCCUAGCCGCUCCGAGGGGCCUAGCUUGAGCCUUCGUGUUCGAUGGAAAUUAUGUGGGUGAUGCUGCCGGACUGUGGAAGUUCCCUCGAUGUUUUCUAUUUUUGAGGCUGCUUGACGUCUAGCUUGCAACCCAGACGCCAUUGCUUGAGGUCAACUGGUCACACAAAAAAGGGGCCAUUUUUGGAGAUGAUUAGAUCGGCAGUUGCAGCAGCAGCAGCAGCAGGGAUUGAAAAGAACUCGACCCAGUAGAUGUGAAACAGAUCCCUCCGAUUAAGGAAUUCUUCGGAUGUCCUCGGAGAUAGUUCCACAAAACUGCGUUUUUUUUGUCCCCAUGUUUUGAGCUCAUGUUUCUAAAUUUGGUCCCUGACAGAGACACUUGGCAUGAACCAAGGAAGGUGGAGGGCCUAGAACACAUUAGAGCCCGGGCUGCAUUUGCUUCUGGUGUUGUCUCUGCGGUCGUCGGGGAUGAUGGGUCUCUCUGGGUGUGGGGGAGAUCCAAGCGUGGCCAACUAGGUCUCGGCAGCGGAGUCACAGAAGCUAUUAAGCCUACCAAAGUCAACGCACUCGAAGGGGAGGAUAUUGUCAAGGUGCCCAGUAAUGAUCGUUUGGAUUUUUAUUUUUUUUAAGUUCAUAAGCUUCAAUCUUCUUCAUCCAUUCUUUAACCGGCGUUGACCCACCUUCACCUUGCAGUAGAAAGAUACUUACAGCAGAUCUUCUGUGCAGGCGUCAUUUGGAUGGGGGCAUGUUUUGGCUCAGACUUCAGAUGGGAAAUUGUUUGGAUGGGGUAAUUCGGGGGACGGAGGAUUGGGGAUAUUGAGUGGAAACUCAGAUGCAUCGUCCACCCCGCUGCCUGAUUCAGAUCCGUCAAGAACACCCAGAGCUUCUUCCGCCGCCAUAAUGGAAGCUGUCAAGAGAAUGGUCUUGGAUAAGAUGGAGAAGGAGAAGAGCAUGCCGAUAGUAUGGGAGCCUUGUAAGCUUGAAGAACUCGACGGCCGUAUGGUCUCUGAUGUGGCAUGUGGGCUCGAUCAUUCCCUAGUGCUCUGCUGUAAGAAUGUUUUUUUUUUCUAUAUUUAGCGUGAGAAAAAUACUAUUUUUGUAUCUGGUUAGCUUAGUUGCUCUUGUAUUUUUCAGCUGACGGCUCGCUGCUCAGCUGUGGAAGAAACACGUACGGCCAGCUCGGGAGGCCCUGUGAUGGGUUCAGGAUGCUGCCGGUGGCGCUACCAUUUCCACCUGUGUCUCUUGCAGCAGGUCUUGGUCACUGUCUUGUGCUGUGUAGAGUUCCCCAAGAGGAAGAGUCCACUGGGAUCGUCUCCUGGGGAUGGAAUCAGAGCUCCCAACUGGGCCGGCAAGGGGAGGGCGAUCGGCCGGAGAUGGUCAACGGCAUGGCAGGGGAGAAGCCCGUGGUCAUCUCAGGUGGCCGAGUGCACUCCAUUGCCAUCACCUCUGGAGGCAAUGCGUGGGCAUGGGGGAGCGGCAGGAAUGGCAGGCUCGGCAUGGGAAGCUCGGUGGAUGAGCCGGAGCCGGCAUGGCUGGAGAGCUUGGAGGGCCUGCAAGUCCUGCAAGCUGCGUGUGGGUUUGACCACAGUCUCCUCCUUGUGGCUGUGUGA